Talaromyces marneffei is the source of this 2850-nucleotide messenger RNA. RefSeq lists its product as uncharacterized. Gene Ontology annotation, cellular component: endoplasmic reticulum. The transcript has 8 exons. Gene Ontology annotation, biological process: fungal-type cell wall organization; GPI anchor biosynthetic process. Lineage: Eukaryota; Fungi; Ascomycota; Eurotiomycetes; Eurotiales; Trichocomaceae. The coding region runs from base 1 to 2850 and encodes 949 amino acids. The record is from RefSeq and is a predicted model, not a curated record.
AUGGCACCUAAAUUCAGAGACGGUGAUGCCGUCGCAACUCUGAAUGGAAAAUGGAUUUCUUACGCACACACCCUCUUUGCCGCACUCGCCUUCGUCGGCGCCUUCAUUGUCGGUGUUCAAUUGCACUAUCAUAAAAUCGUGCAAAACGAGCACUUCGGCUACCCGGACGAAUGGUUCCCCUCUGUCUCAGCGACAAUCGGUGAUCGGUAUCCCGAACGAUCGGUUUUCCAAGUGUUCAUUGCAAUCACAUCCGGUCCCCGAUUCGCGCUCGUUGGUCUCUGGUAUCUGAUGACCGCACGCCCCGGUUCGACAUUGCCCAAGGUUGUCGCUUUCACUGGUCUGUUCAGGACAUUGACCUGCGGUGGAUGGACCUAUGUUACAUCGACCGAUGACCAUGACUGGCAUGAUAUCUUCAUGAUUUCGUAUCUGGUCGCUACUCUUCCAUGGACAUUGGGCUGUCUAGCUCUCAGCCCCGCGAACCGCCGUGCUGUCAAAUACCGCAAGGUUCUCGCCAGUCUCUUUUUUGGAACCUUAGUUCCUUUGAUCUAUUACUUCAUUCAACACAAGGUGCACAAGGUUGCCGGAGCUUACACCAAGUAUGCCUUCUUUGAAUGGUCUCUGAUCAUCUUCGACGUCGGAUUCGAUGCGGUAACCGCACUGGAUUUUGACGCCUUUGAAUUGGUGGUAAGGGAUGUAAAAGGAGUUAGCAGAGGACAACUCAAGACAACAGCAGACAAAGUAAUUGAAAAGGAAAAGGAUAAGCCAAUUGGAAACACUUUUGGUACCGGUUUCUCAUGGCCUGAAGCCUUGGAUGUUGCUGCCGACAUCUACAAUGGGUUUGUUUUCUGGUCCAACUAUACCGCUAUGCCUCUUCUCGUGUGGUACUUCCCACUGUGGCAUAUGGGCAUCUCCGGGUAUGAACUUAUCAUUGUCACCACUAUCUCUCCACUGAUCUUGGCCAUCCCGCCUAUUCGAUCAUUGGUUGUCCGUAACAGGGCAUUGUUCCAAUUCUUGCCCUUGACUGGAUUGAUGGCCUUCCUCGUCCAUGACCCUGUCUACCGUCUCUUCAUUACCGGAUUCUCGGUUGCUAUGGGCUGUCUUGUAUGGUCAGCAACAUUCUAUGGCGAACGGGCCUUGAAUGUACGACUAGAGGCACGUAUUUCUGCCUUUGCUAUUGGCCUUGUCAUGUCGAGUGUGGCCAAAUUCGCCUUUCAAACCAACAAUCCUGUCUGGCCUAUCAUGAACGCUGAGAACGGUGGAUGGAACAAAUUCGGACUUUUCCUUGGUGUCCUCGCUGCGGUACGUUCUGCAAGACAGCCAGCUGUAAGCGGAGGCGACUAUUAUCCACCAUCUGGUAAAAAGGGCUCCGCCAUUCUUGCUGGUAUUGGUCUUGGGGGAGUUCUCUUUGGAGUGCACUCACUUCUGUCCGAUUCUAGCACUAUGAUCAGUUGGGUUUGGGAAGGUUUCCCAAUUCGGGGACCAAUCCAAGUUCCUCACGGCGCUUUGACAAUCUUCGUCAUGAGUGCAGGUUACUUGUUCGGCUUGUACAACCCACGUCUGGCCGGCUCAUGGACAGCAUUCGGCAUCGGAUCUCUCGGUGCUGCAGUGCUUACCUGCUAUAGCCAUUGGUUCGGUUUCUACGGUGGCCUGACUAUUGCUUUCUAUCUGAUGGCCGUAACACCUGUACUCUUCGCCUCUGCUGUCCACCACUCACCCGCGUCCACCUUUGGCACCGGAUUCUGUGUCUGGGUCUUUUUGACCUUGUUCCACGUCUGGGUUGUGGCGUACGCCUUUGUUCCUGGCGGUCCUCUGGUGCGUGAGCACACCGAUUGGUUGAUGACCAUUACCAUGCUGUGUGUAGGCGCUGGUGUUUUCUCCAGCUCGGUGACCAACUCUGGCCCUUCUAAGAAGAAUUUUAUCAACCCCAACAGCCGUAGACAGCGAUCGUACUAUGUCUAUGCCCUUGCAGUCCUUCAGCUUCUUGCCGUUGCCAUUGCUUAUCUCCGAUUCCCUACAAACGACUACACUCCUUACCACAAGGAAGACAAGGUUGCCACGGCUGGUAUCUGGACUAUUCACUUCUCUCUUGACAAUGAUAUGUGGUCUUCCGAGCAACGAAUGAUCAACCUUAUCCGAGAGGCUGAACUUGAUAUCGUCGGUCUGCUCGAGUCUGAUACACAACGCAUCAUCAUGGGCAACCGUGACUUUACCGCCGUCCUUGCCGAAGAGCUUGGCAUGUAUGUGGAUUAUGGCCCAGGACCUAACAAACAUACCUGGGGAGCUGCAUUACUUUCUAAGUUCCCCAUUGUCAACUCUACUCAUCAUUUGUUGCCAUCUCCUGUUGGUGAAUUGGCACCCGCCAUCCAUGCAACUCUCGACAUGUACGGUGAGAUGGUGGACGUAGUCGUGUUCCACUCUGGUCAGGAGGAAGAUCCCGAGGACCGACGGUUACAGAGUGCAUAUCUCUCGAAGCUCAUGGGCUCUUCUCCUCGCCCAAUGAUCCUUCUCAGUUAUCUAGUUACAAAACCACUGGAAGGUAACUACAACACGUACGUGAGUGACGUGAGUGGAAUGAAGGAUAUCGACUCGACAGAUUGGGAUAGAUGGUGCGAGUACAUUCUAUACAAGAAAUUGAAGCGUACUGGUUAUGCCAGAAUUUCCCGAAGCACCAUUACCGAUACCGAACUUCAGGUUGGUAAAUUUGUUAUUGGUCAACCGGAAUCUGAAGAGGAGGUUCGCAUCCCAGAGGAGAUGGUUCCUGAAGGUCAACGCUUCCCGGCGCUGUUCCGUGGUGAGGGUGUUCGUGGUCAUAGGUACCAUGUGUUUGAUGAGCCAAGGUACUUUCAAUAA